AUGGAGAAUGGUAAAGCUGAUCCUAUAUUUCACACCACGGUUUUCAAAACACCAAAUGAUAAAAUAUUCACGGUAGAUAGAUUGUUACCAUACCUUCAGUUUUAUCAGACUUGGUAUUAUGGAGUAUGGCCGGUCUUGUCAGUUGCACACAUUGUGGUUAAGAUCGUUCAAAAAGAGGGUGAAGAAGAUCCUCAACUGAAUCUAGAGAGUGACACAGCAUAUGUAUUGGCAUGUUCAGUAUGUGCUGAUAUUGCUAUGCAACUCACGUUUUUAUCCGAUACUCUUCAUGUUAGAGACAUGCCUACUGGAAUCGAAGCCAAAGAAUUUGCAGAUGAAGCUAUGAGGUUCCGUGCACGUAUAAAUUACAGGCUUAACCCCACCAUAGAUAUACUUCUAUCGUCCUUCUUUCUUUAUGAUUACUUCGUAAAUGUCAGUGGACAUAAAUCUGUCGCUAUUACAUAUUUGAGGGAGACAUUAACUUUUGCUCAAAUUCUAGGACUUCAUAACCCUAAAACAUACUUCAAUCAAACUCCAGCAUCUGUCCAUAGAAUGAAGAAGAUCUACUACUUGUUGAUGAUAACAGAAAGAUUUUUAUGUAUUGAGGAAAAUAUCCCAGUUUUACUUACUCCAUCUAUUCCAUUUCCUGCAUUGGAGGACGAAGAAUAUCCAGAAAUCCUUAGUGGUUUUACCGAACUAGUUCGAAUAUUCUCCAUUCCGGAUAAAUCCUUCUUUGACAAGUUAGCAGAGGAGAACUCAAAUUCGUCAAAUCUAAAGCUAUUCCAAAAAUCUUUGUUCCAAUUAAGCAACCCACCAACUCAAAAUUGGAUAGUAAAUGUACAGAACAAUUUGCAAAAUGUGACAAUCUCACCACUAAUUCCAGAUACCCAAAAAUUGAAUAUUAUAUUAUCGCAGCAUUGGAUGAGGGCUUUAGGCUGGCACAUAGCUAAUCAAAAUGAACUUUUAAUUAGAGACUCUGAUGAAUAUCACUGUUUGAAUCCUCAAUUCCCAUUACAUAUUGCUAAAGAAUUCUUAAAGUCAACUGAAAAUUUAUCUCUGUUUGCAUUUGAGUCUAAUGGAUCAGGUGUGUGUGUUAAGCUUUUAGAAAUAGCCAAUGCAUUAGCAGAUUCAGUCUCAGAGUCUGCAGUAUAUAAAUAUGAUACUUAUAAUUCUUAUGAUGCAUUGGGGGCAAUAUUUCAAUUGGUGGGUAAAUUUAAGAAAGAUAUUCUAUUACCCGUCGAUCUAUAUAACAAGAUCGAUACAAUUAUAAGUGACAAAGCCAUCGCUAAAUUUCCCACAGCUUAUAUAACAGAAGUUGAUGAUGAUGCUUCUUCUAGAGUAGCAUCGUCUAACAGUAGUAAUGAUAAUGGUAAUGAUAAUGAUACCAGUAAUAUUAGCGAUGUUGUUAAUACUCUACCUCAUUCUAACAUGGCGACUAAUAAGUUAUUCUCGCCGUAUACACAAAUGACUAUGGGUAUUGGAUUAUCUCCAACAUCAUUACUUCCAACAUUGAGCUCUUCAAAUCUUGCAGCUUUACAAGUGCAAUAUCAGCAACAAUCAAAUGAUACCCAGUUAUAUGAUCAGCGUCGAGAAUUUCGAAAUCAGCAGAAGCAACAAGAUACACAUAAUUAUGGACUGCCAUUAUUAGAUUUAGAUAAAAAUGUUCAUUUCGGAUCAAACAUUGAUGGAAAGGAUUCAAAAAUAAGAUUCGACACAGAUAUUGAUUUUGAUAAUCUAUAUAAUAUAUAA
Debaryomyces fabryi is the source of this 1746-nucleotide messenger RNA. It is a transcript of the gene SUC1, whose product is annotated as transcription factor. NCBI's taxonomy places the organism in Eukaryota, Fungi, Ascomycota, Pichiomycetes, Serinales, Debaryomycetaceae. The record is from RefSeq and is a predicted model, not a curated record. The transcript has a single exon. Bases 1 to 1746 code for a protein of 581 amino acids.